Fukomys damarensis (Damara mole-rat) is the source of this 2709-nucleotide messenger RNA. Its product is annotated as leukocyte tyrosine kinase receptor. The record is from RefSeq and is a predicted model, not a curated record. The transcript has 11 exons. Bases 653 to 2350 code for a protein of 565 amino acids. Gene Ontology annotation, cellular component: signaling receptor complex. Gene Ontology annotation, biological process: positive regulation of kinase activity; cell surface receptor protein tyrosine kinase signaling pathway; protein phosphorylation. Gene Ontology annotation, molecular function: ATP binding; transmembrane receptor protein tyrosine kinase activity. NCBI's taxonomy places the organism in Eukaryota, Metazoa, Chordata, Mammalia, Rodentia, Bathyergidae.
CAAAAAAAAAAAAAAAAAAAAAAAAAAAAAAAGUUAGGCAUGCAGUUCAGUGUAAAGACCCAGGGUUCAGUCCUCAGACCCACCAAAAUUUUAUUUUAAAAUAAAUAUAAAUUCUUAGCUGUUUCCAAUCUACUGAAUUGGAAAUUCAGGGGGGAGGGUCCUAGCUAUCUCUUUUUUUUUAAUCAGUCUUCUAUGGAAUCCUAAGGUAGUCCAGAACUGGGAACCAUCCCUAGUACCAAAACAAAACAAAACAGAACUGGGAACCACAUGUGAAGAGAAAUAGGCUUUGCGUCUGUCUGGGCUGCACAGCUCAUGAGCACUUCUUGCAUACGUCAUCUCCAUUCUCAGAGAAGUGGAAUGUGUGUGUGUGUGUGUGUGUGUGUGUGUGUGUGUGUGUGCGCUGAGCUCUCACUUCCUAGCUGAGGACUUGCACCUGGAGGGCUCAGGGAAGGCAGUCUCAGCCAGCCUUCACCAGUCUUUGAGUUCUAAUGGAUUCACCCUGCCCUGCUCUCAGCCCCUCAGUGUCUGGGUGAACACGCAGCACCUGCCCAGCAGUGCCAAGGAUAGCCACACUGGGUUUCAGUGGGAGGGACAAGCUCCCCGCUCUUCAUAAGCCAGCUCUGCAGCAGCGAGGCAGCCGUGCUCCUGUCUUAUGCCCACUCUGUCUGGUGUCAAACCUUCCAUCACUCAAUUUCUAGGGGGUGAUGCCUCAGUGACUGACAUCUUCUGGGCAGAUGGGGAAGAUGGGGUGUCCUUCAUACACCCCAGCAGUGAGCUCUACCUGCAGCCUCUGGCAGUCAUGGAGAGCCAUGGAGAAGUGGAGAUCCGGAGGCACCCCAACUGUAGUCAUUGCCCUUUGAAAGACUGCCAGUGGCAGGGAGUGCUCCAGCUGGCUGCAUGUGUGUGCCCAGAGGGCAUGGAGCUAGCUGUGGAUAAUGUCACUUGCAUGGACCUGCCCAGGACCCCAAGCCCUCUGGUUCUGAUGGUGUCUGUGAUAGCAACCUUGACGCUGGUCCUCCUCGUGGUUUGCGGGGUCCUGAUCUUAGUGAGCCAGAAGAAGUGGCCAGGCCAGUGGGGGACAAGGCUGCCGGACCCUGAGCUUGAAUUGAGCAAGCUUCGAACCUCCACCCUCAGGACAGCCCCCAAUUCCUAUUACUGCCAGGUGGAGGUUGGCCCGGUCCAGUCCUGGCCUUUUGGGCUCCCUGAGGUCUCCCCAGCCAAUGUAACUCUGCUCAGGCCCUGCGGAAGCUCUGCUCUCCUCGGGAGGAGCUGGACUUCCUCAUGGAGGUGCACAUCAUCAGGUGGGCCUGGGGCGGGAGGAGCCUGGAACCACCUCAGGAAUGGCUUCUCCUCCCUGGGGCAGAGAGGGCCUCUGCAAUGUGUGGAGUCAGGAAUCUGCUUAUCUCCCAAUGUGCCCACCCACCCCGACCCCCAGCAAGCUCUGUCACCAGAAUGUCGUGCGCUGUGUGGGGCUCAGCUUCCGGGCGGCACCUCACCUCAUUCUUCUGGAGCUAAUGUCUGGAGGCGACAUGAGGACUUUCUUGAUGGACUGCCGGCCUCAUCUGGGCAAGCCAUCACCUCUGGCCAUGCAGGACCUGCUGCAGCUGGCCCAGGACAUAGCCCAAGGCUGUCAUUACCUGGAGGAGAAUCACUUCAUACACAGGGACAUUGCUGCCCGGAACUGCCUACUGAGUUGUACUGGGCCUGGCCGAGUGGCCAAGAUUGGGGACUUCGGGAUGGCAAGAGAGAUCUACCAGUAUGGAACUUGGGGAGGGACAGUUACUACCGAAGGGGUGGCCCAGCCUUCCUCCCAGUCAAGUGGAUGCCCCCUGAGGCUCUUCUGGAGGGCAUCUUCACAUCCAAAACAGACUCCUGGUCUUUUGGGGUGCUACUCUGGGAGAUCUUCUCCCUGGGCUAUGUGCCCUACCCUGGGCGCACCAACACAGAGGUCCUGGACUUCGUCACUGCAGGGAGUCGGAUGGACGCCCCUCGGGGCUGUCCGGAGCCCGUGUGCCACAUCAUGACCCAGUGUUGGCAGCAUCAGCCUGAGCUCCGCCCCAGCUUUGCCAGCAUCUUGCAGCACCUCCAGUACUGCACUCAGGACCCUGAUGUGCUGAACUCACCCCUGCCAAUGACUCUGGAGCCCACUCUGGAGGAGAAAGGGGCUCCUGGGCUGGGGAAUAGGUCUUUGGAGGAUCCCAGGUCUCUACAGCCCCAGGGCCAGAGUCCAAAGACCCUGAAGAGCAGGGGAGGAAGCCGCCUUGGCCGCUGGCUGUCCUCUGGCCUCCAGCCCCUCACACCUAGAGGCCUCCAAUUUCAGAACAUUUGGAAUCCCACCUAUGGUUCCUAGACCCCCAAAGGGCUGGCACUGAUCUUAGUGAACGCACCUCCUGCACACCUUCCUGGGCUUCCCCAUGAUUCCCUAGCCUCUGUCCUCCGCAGCCUCAAGGUGUGCCUGGGCCUGUCUCAGGGUGGUCCUGGCCACACUGGACUUUCCUUGCUGGCAACAGCCUCAGGGGCCAGCAGGGAGUCCUGGAUUCCCCCCUCCCAUGAAAGACUUUCAUCCGGGCAGCCCCCAACCCUGCAGACAUUUCUAAUAAAAGCUCUUCUCUCAUCUGCCAUCAUCUGAGUGGAUGUGAAGGAGUUCAGAACUGAAGAAGAGGAGACCAGAGUGAGAGGGAAUGAGGCCUGAGUCGCAGAAGCCGGGUC